AUGUCACCCAAGCUUCUGCACUUCUUCUCGACGUCACCCCGUCUACGACUCAUGGAGACGACGGGCUUUAGUGAGAACCAACUUGUGGUACGCGACGCCAUCUCCCAGAUCUGCAAAGACUUCCCGGCCACAUACUGGCAGGAGCGGGACCGGACGGAGACGGACCCGAAGGAGUUCCACGCGACGCUGGCGUCGGCAGGAUGGCUGGGCAUCGCGCUGCCCGAGGCGCUCGGCGGCGCAGGACUGGGCAUAUCCGAGGCCACCAUGAUGAUGCAGACCAUUGCCGAGAGCGGGGCGGGCAUGGCGGGCGCCCAGGCCAUCCACGCGAACGUGUACGCCACGCAGCCGCUGGUCAGGUUCGGCACGGACGAGCAGGUGCGCGAGACGGUGCCGAACAUCAUAUCCGGGCGGUGGCGCGUCUGCUUCGGCGUCACGGAGCCUAACGCCGGGCUUGACACGCUCAGUCUAGCCACGACGGCCACCAGCGUCGACGGCGGGGAAGCGUACUCCAUCCGUGGUCAGAAGGUGUGGAUCACCUGCGCUCAGGUGGCGUCCCGGAUGAUGCUGCUGGCGCGCACCACGCCGCGCGACGAGGUGGCCAAGCCCAGCGACGGGCUGUCGCUCUUCUGCAUCGACAUGGACCGCGGUCGGCCCGGCCUCGACAUGCGCAGGAUCCGCAAGAUGGGAGGUCGCGCCGUCGACGCCAACGAGGUCUUCUUCGAGGACUAUCGCGUGCCUGCGGCGAGCCUCGUCGGCCAGGAGGGCAAGGGCUUCAAGCAGAUCCUGCACGGCAUGAACGCGGAGCGGUGCCUGCUGGCGGGGGAGGCGCUGGGUCUGGGCUACGCGGCGCUCGGACGGGCGUCGGGCUACGCUCGCGACAGGGUCGUCUUCUCCCGUCCCAUAGGUCAGAACCAGGGCGUCGCCCACCCCCUCGCCGACGCUUACAUGAGGCUCGAGGCCGCCAAGCUGGCGACCUACCACGCUGCGAGGCUGUAUGACGACAGCAGGACCGACGAGUCCGUCCGCCAGGACGCUGUGGGCGUCGCGGCCAACAGCGCAAAGUAUCUGGCUGCCGAGGCCGCCUUUACCGCCUGCGAGAGGGCCGUCCUGGCCCACGGCGGCAUGGGGUACGCCGCCGAGUACGAUGUCGAGAGGUGGUUCAGGGAAUGUCUUGUUCCCAGGAUUGCGCCCGUCAGCAGGGAGAUGAUUCUCAACUAUAUAACAAUUGGACCCGUGUUUGAAACCCGAGACCGAAAGAAUGGCGCCUCCGCCAUCAGAUUCACCCGUCCCAGCCUCGGUAAAGAAGACCCGAGCGAAGCACGCUUGUCGGAUAUGCAACAGCCGUCGAGUCAAGUGCAACGUCGUGGAGUCACAGCCAUGCGGUACCCUCGUCGAUCUAAACGUGGCGAGAGGGGACUCCAUCCCAGCCAGCAACAGUAUGAUGAUAAGAGCCCCGAUGUCAAGACAUCGCCCGGUCCCGUCGCGACGACGGCGCCGUCCAACUUAGACUCCAAGUCACCGGGGACACUAUUCUUCGGCGAAUCCAGCUUUCUCACCAUCGUCCCUGGUGAGCGGCAUGAUAGCGACGGCAGCAGUAAAGCCGUAGACGCUGCGGAACGGCCUUGGAGCACAAUGUCUACCGUGUCCCACCUACGGCUCGUGUUCCCCGUGCCCGACAGUCUAGGAUCCCAAGAUGACGGAUCUGGGGUCAGUCCAGCGACGAUGCGCUACCUCCGCGACGAGGGCGCCCUCACCCUGCCCGACACGCGGGCGUGCAUCCCCGCCCUGCAGGCCUACUUCGCCUGGUUCCACCCGUGCUUCCCCGUGGUGGACAGGGCGGACUUCAGCCGCCGACUGUCCAGGGGAAACGUGUCCCGGCUCCUGCUGCAGGCCAUGCUGUUCAUGGGGGCGACGUACUGCGACGCCGACACGAUCAGUGCGAUGGGGUUCGCGGAUCGGUCAGAGGCCAAGGCGCUGCUGUACACACGCGCAAGAGUGCUCUUCCACGCAGACUUGGAGAAGGACAGGAUCACGCUAGUGCAGUCUCUUUUUCUCAUGAGUUUCUGGCGUGGAGGCCCGUCGGAUGUCAGGGACGUGAGAUACUGGCUCGGUCUCGUCAUCACUCUGGCAGAGUCGUACGGUCUGCAUAGAUCUCAGAAGUUCAUGGCUAGGAAUCCUCGUCUGUCACGCAUCAAGAGGAGGAUAUGGUGGUCUAUAUAUGUCCGUGAACGACAGGCAGCCGCGUCUCUCGGGUUGCCAAGCCGUAUACGCGACGAAGACUGCGACGUCGAACCUCUUAGCCGUGAGGAUCUCGUGUCCGACGAUGACGACCUUUCUUCGCCGUUCGGCUCAUGUCAGCCUCAGCACACGACAUACGUCAUCAAGAUGGUAGAGGUUGCCAGGUUACUCGGUCGAGUAAUCGACGUCCAAUUCGUCCCGGGCCAGCGACCAGCCACGUUAGACGAAGUCCACCGCCUCGAUUCGUCCCUGGAAGAAUGGAAGGCCAGUCUGCCGCACGAUAUGCAAUACCCUAACGAUGAUGGCGGCGAAGCAUCCAUAUGGACCUGUCUGUUACAUUCGGCCUACAACUACUUUCGCAUCCUCAUCCACCGAGCGAACUUUGUCCGCGACGAUAAGGACAGCCGUAUCGUCACGAGUGCGGCGUGCAAAAUACUCCGUAUAGCAGAGGAUAUGUCGUCCAAGGGAAUUCUACGCUACGGCCAAAUGCAUCUCAUCACCUCCCUCUUUGCAGCCCUGUGCAUCCACACCAUCACCAUCCGUCGAAGCACCGACAUGUCGCGGCGCAUGGCCGAGCACCGCGCCCAGCUAUGUCUCCUCUGUCUCGAGGAGAUUCGAAAGUACUGGCGCAUCAACAACAACGUUCUCGACCUGUUCCUACGUUACCUGGACAGUUCUAUCGCCAGGAAUCUUCAUAACGGGACUGACAAUGUUCCCACCACGAAACCUCCUACUUCUACUUCUACUGCCAAUUCACCCUCAGGAAUCGCACAUGGAUAUGUCUGA
Messenger RNA from Geosmithia morbida, 3024 nucleotides. RefSeq names its product acyl-CoA dehydrogenase. The coding region runs from base 1 to 3024 and encodes 1007 amino acids. Gene Ontology annotation, biological process: DNA-templated transcription. The record is from RefSeq and is a predicted model, not a curated record. The transcript has 10 exons. NCBI's taxonomy places the organism in Eukaryota, Fungi, Ascomycota, Sordariomycetes, Hypocreales, Bionectriaceae. Gene Ontology annotation, molecular function: zinc ion binding; DNA binding; flavin adenine dinucleotide binding.